Molecule: messenger RNA, 4650 nt
Organism: Melozone crissalis (California towhee)
Lineage: Eukaryota; Metazoa; Chordata; Aves; Passeriformes; Passerellidae
Gene: LYSMD3
Product: LysM domain containing 3
Exons: 2
Coding region: 86-955 (289 amino acids)
Biological process (GO): Golgi organization
Cellular component (GO): Golgi apparatus
Source: RefSeq, a predicted model, not a curated record
CGGGGGCGAGGAGGAGGGGCCGGCGUGGGGCUCCCCGCGGAGGGCGCCACGCCUGCGGUCCGUUCCACAGGGCCACCCGCGGAGCAUGGCCGGCAGAGGCGCAGGCAGCGGCCCGCAGCCGUCCGCCGUGGCGCAGCCGCUCACCGGCGGUCACUUGUACCCUUUCGUGAGCACGGAGAGCGAGGGGCCCGAGGAGGAGGGUGAGCUGUCGGAACUGCGGCCGCGGGGCAGGGAGAAGGUCCGGCGGAGCGCGUCGAGGGACAGGCUAGAUGAUAUAGUCCUGCUGACGAAGGACAUCCGGGACGGGGACACGCUGAACGCGAUCGCGCUGCAGUUCUGCUGCUCCGUUGCAGAUAUCAAGAGAGUUAACAAUCUUAUCAACGAUCAAGAUUUUUUUGCCCUGAGGUCUAUCAGAAUUCCAGUGAAAAAGUUCAGUGUAUUGACUGAAACCCAUAUAUCUUCAAAAGGAAGACCAGCUCUUCGGCCUGCUCUGUGUUCCCCAGAAGUACAGGAAACAUCUCUUUGUGAUAAAUUCUCUGCUAAUGAGACUGCUGGCAACUUCUUAAAAGAAGUCGAUCGAGAUAUAGAAGAAAUAGUGAAGUGUAAUGAUACAAAGAGAGAGAAUCUGAAUGAAGUUGUUUCUGCUUUAGCAGCCCAACAGAUCUGUUUUGAAACUGAUGGUAAAACUAAAAAAUGCAAGGAUCCUUACUAUGGAGCAGACUGGGGUAUAGGAUGGUGGACAGCAGUAGUGAUAAUGUUGAUUAUUGGCAUAGUAACUCCAGUUUUUUAUCUCCUGUAUUAUGAAGUUCUAGUGAAAGCAGAUGUCAGUCACCAUUUUCCAAUGGAAUCUUCUCAUUUGUUUGUCACAGCAGUAUCACAUCAGAAAGAAACAGAAAAUGGAAUAAAUCCAACAAAUAUUAUGAAAGUUGAUAAUCAAGGAGACCUUCAGCAUUAAUAGUGGAAGACCCUAGACAACUGUUGUUUGUAGAUAACAUAGGUAAAGGGGAAUCCACAGAAUGCAAAAUGCACUUGGAAUGCAGAGAAAUGUACUGAUGUGUGACUUGCCUAUAUGGGCAGUGUUCCACAACAAGGAUAUUUCUGGGGAUCACAUAAUCUGAAUAUGCCUGAGAUAGACAAUUUACAAGACUGGGUUGUAUAUUAAGGUAUGAAGUAAUCUCUAAAGCUUUGCACCUUUUUCUGUUUUGAUAGGCAUGUUUCUUAAUUAAUGAUGAGGUGAAAAAAUAUAGUUCAAACUAACACACAAGGAGUCUGUGUUUUACAGCCCAGAAGUGGGCAUAUGGGGAUAGCUAACGUUUAAACAUCUGAAAGUAUUUACAGAAUUCAUAGUACGCUUGACAUUUUAAUAUCAGGUUUACAGUUCUAAGUUUAAGUGGUGUUCUCAUAAUUUAAUCUUUCCUAUAGAGUAACAUUUCUUUUAAAACUCAAUAAUUCCAUAAUUAUUAGCCAACAUGAAGUUCUUUUUUACAGAGGCAGUAGCAAACACUUAAAACUGGAAUCUUAAAAUCUUGUGCCUAUAGUCAACCCAUUCUUUAGUACUUUUCAGUAUAGGCACUAGGGUAAUUUGUUUUCUCUGUGGUUCUGUGCUUCAACACAGUCCACUUAGGAGUCCUCUUGAAAUUUUACAUUGUUCCGUGGUAUUCUGCUGAAAACUGACUGGACUGCAUUCUCAUCUGGUCACUUGUGUGUAGAAUGAAAGAAGUGCUAGGUGUGGCACAUUGCUUUAACUGCCCCAAUAGUCCUUAUUUUCUGCUAAUAGAUUUAUCUUUUUCCCCUUCCAGUUAAUCUCAGUUCAGGACCAACUGAUUCUUCAGAUAGCAGUCAUGUGGGUACUGAGCAUACUUACACUGCUCUUGUGCCCAUGAACCUCAAGCUCCUAACUUUUCCCUGAAAUGUCCUAGAAGACUUCAAAUGAUAUUUAAUGCCUGCUAGCAAAUUUGAGCAGAAUAGACAACUUGUACUACAGAUUUGUACUUUACAUCUUCGUGUAUUUAUUAACCAAUCCCCUCUUGAAUGUUUCUCUUGGAGUUUCAUGAUCAACCUUGGUUUUUCCCCUCUUUUUCUUCCCCAUCUAAAAAUGCUUCAAGAUAAAAAACAAACAAAAAAACCCAUAAAAAACAUAAAUAAAGCCCCACACCUCUGGACUCUUCAUACAGAAAGGAGGUACUUGUGUACUCAGAGUACUUUUAAAUAAAAACUGAGAUGGUGCCUAUAAUUAUUUUGGUUAUAUUUGCCUUGUGGAGUAAGAAUUCCAUUGCCCUGUUCAAAACAGUAUUUAUUACCAAAACCCAGGAUAACAAACUUGAUCAGGACUUAAAAAUAAGUGGAAAAACAGACAGCAUCCUUUAAACUAGUAUUGUAAUUUUUUUAAUGAAUGUCUUGACUAAGUAUAUGCAGUACAAAAAGGUAAAGUGAAUAUGUUCUAACUGUUGAGGUAUUCCAAAAUGCUUUGUGAGAUUCUGAGAGUGAAAACUUAGGCCCCAUUUAUUCUUGGAGCACCUGUUUCCUCAAGAAGUGGAGCAGAGAGUCUUCACUGGCAUGCCAAGUGUAUGAACAAGAAUUGCUUAACUUGUAUUAUUUUGAAAUUGAGGCAGGCCAAAGCUUGAAGGAAAAUGGUGUAAAGUUAGGUGCCUGAACUAUGUUACCGUUGAACCUUUUGAUUAAAGGAGCAUCUGUGGAGAUCAUGAGCCUACUCAUAGUCUCCACACUAGAAAAGGGAUUACAAACAGCAUGAACUUGAUGGUUUGCAUAACACUUGUUUUCAAAGAUCCUUUCAAAUAGUAGUUAUUUUCUUUAAGCAAAUAUGCCUGUAAGACAAACACUGAGGUAGCAGUUCUUCAUGCAAAAAUGCUUCACAAAAUAAUUUAUGGUGGCUAAAGCGAUACAGCUCUCAUGGUUAAAACUUUAAAAGGUGACUCACUCUGACAAGAAAGCUUUGGCACAUAAAAAACAAAUGCUUUCUAUAUGGGAUGAAAUUUGGUAUAUAAUGCAUAAUUUUUUUGCUGCAUAAUUUUAUUGUUUUCCUUCUCCCAUCCUGUUGCUGAAACUCACCAGUUCUAAUACUUUAUCAUUCCAAUUCUUAUGGAUUCAUUAAAGAACAUUAAAUUAGCUAUUGUGAUGAUGCAGCAUAAGCCUAAUAUAUAACACAUACCUGGACUGAUGGUUACUAAAUUGCUGUUGGUACAGAAAUUAACUUAACUGUGGUUGUGGUUCGACUAGGUCAGGAAGGAUUCUGACCUGUUGAUGUAUGAAUACAGAAGUCUCUGGUGGUACAGCUGAAGAGUCCUCUAGUGUGUCCCAGACUUCGGGCUUUUACAGUGUCAAAGACCUGUGGCUUACUGGCACUGAGUUAAGGGUGAUGUGCCUUCAUUUACCUUAAAAUAAGCAAUCUUCACAGAAACACAAAGGAAUAGCUAUUUUAUGGGACCAUAUUCCAUACCAAGAGCCUGGUAUGUUUUUACAUAUGUAUUAUGUAACAUAUUUUAUACAGUACAUUUUUAAUUAGAGUUAACUUUAUCAGAAGAUACAGUAGAACUCUUUUCAAGACUGUAGGACUCCUGAUCCUGGUAAUCUACAACCAUCAGCUGGCUUGCCUUUCUGCAGAAUGUGGGGAUCUUUACAGUUUUUUUCCAAAGUACAAUACAGCCAGUAAUUCAUCAUCACAGCCUAGAAUAAACCAGAUAACUGCUUUGUGAGGAACUUAAAUCUUAUUCGAGAUAAAAUCCGUGAAGGUAGUCUUCUAGAAAUUGACUUCUUAAACAAACAAACAAAACCAAAGACAAAUAAACAAAAGAAACCCCAAAAGCAAACAAAAAAGGGCCAAAACCUCCACAAACAUGGAAUAAUUGAGUUGUAAAUCACCUUUUGGAAUAAUUGCAACACAUUCAGUUUUAAACUUAAGUGCAUACUGCACUGCUGGAUCAUAAAAAAAUCUAAAUGUUUCAAGUCUGGUGUACUACUUCGGAAUAAGUUCUCACAAAUAGUCUUUGUAACUUGUAUAAGGGCUGAAAAUACAACUAUGUGAAAUACUUCUGAGUGAGGAUGCAAGUCUUAUUUUAAAUACUUCUGCUCCUCUGCUUUUAGAAAAACGUAAGUAAUAUAUGUAAAAUAAAGAUUUUAUUUUAGACUGCAGUGAAAAUGGUGCAUCUAAUAUAUUUUUAAUUCUAUGUAUUUUGCAUGUUUUAUUACAGCAGUCUACUACUUGUGUUUGUUUAGGCCAAUUUUUAUGUAUGGUCUACAAUAAAAAUCCUUAGCCAGCAAGUACUUUGUUGGCAGUAUUCAUAUCUAGCAUACCAUAAUUGCAGCCUUUAUUCUGUUCAUGCCUUGUAAACUUUGAACUUCUCUGCAUAAAUUUUGGAGAACACUUUAGUUCUUAGAAAUAGGUAUGAACAAGUAAGGGAGGGAUCAGUGAAGUUCUUAGACAGUGAGAUGACACUGAAAGCAAUAUUCUUCUGCGCUAUAAAUUAGGAUUUGAAUAUAUGCAUGUCCAAAUUUGAAGUUUGCUGCAGUCUAAAGAACAGACAUAAGUUUUACUGGCAUUAUGGUCUUGCAAUAAAUUCUAAGCAAUCAGAAAAUCAGCUGCUAAGCAGAGGUGUGAGUAUUACAGCUCUGGAAGAGCACAGUCUAACUGCU